Messenger RNA from Maudiozyma barnettii, 1425 nucleotides. RefSeq names its product putative methyltransferase. Gene Ontology annotation, molecular function: phosphatase activity. NCBI's taxonomy places the organism in Eukaryota, Fungi, Ascomycota, Saccharomycetes, Saccharomycetales, Saccharomycetaceae. The transcript has a single exon. The record is from RefSeq and is a predicted model, not a curated record. Gene Ontology annotation, biological process: DNA damage response. The coding region runs from base 1 to 1425 and encodes 474 amino acids. Gene Ontology annotation, cellular component: nucleus; cytoplasm.
AUGUCCAUUUCAAUUGCUCCUCGCUUCUUAACUAGCGACAAAGGUACCUUUGGUGAAUAUACUGCUUCCACUCGUUGGCCAAUUAUCAUCCAAAACUCUGUUGACGACGUUGCUGCUGAAAUUGAAAGAAUAUCUAAAUCAUCGAACGACGAUAAAUAUGCAAUUGUUCAACAAGGUGAAACUAUUAAGAAACAAUUGAUUGAAUUCCGUCAAGAGAUCAUCAAGAACGUUCCUUUGAGAAAAUUCACUACUGAAGAAUGCGAAAUUGCUUCGGUUCCAUUGUCAUUUAACGAGUAUUUGGAUACUGUCGAGGAGAAACCUACUUGGAAUAAUUCCGAAUGGUUGUUUUGCGAGAUUUAUCUAUACAGAAGGAUGAACGUCCUUUUCAGAUCUCAAGCUCAUCAACAUUGGAAGAAUUUCGAUAUCUUUAAUGAUUUGAAACAAUCAACUUUCGAAGCAUCAUACUAUGGUGUUACUGAACUGGCUUUGAGAUACAAAAAUUUACUUAAUGAUAUAUCUAAAUUGAACAAGAAAGAUGCCAAAGAUCAAGAAUUAUUACAAAUUUUGUUCAAGGAAUUUAUUGAGAUCUCCUUAUGGGGUAAUGCAACAGACUUAUCUCUAUUGACAAAUGCUACUCUAGAAGAUAUUAAAUCCAUUCAAGGUGCUAAGGCUAGAGAAGAGUCUGAAUCUAAGAUUGUCGUCAAUGACACUAACAAUGCUUGGGAUAUUUUACUUAAAGCCGCUACCACUAAGGAAAAUAUUAGAGUCGAUUUUGUCCUUGACAAUUCAGGUUUCGAAUUAUAUGCUGAUUUGAUGUUAGCUGCAUUCCUAUUACAAACUAAAUUGGCUACCAAAUGUGUUUUCCACGCUAAGGACAUGCCUUACAUGGUUAGUGACGUCAUGCUGAAGGAUUUCGAUAUCUUGGUUGCUGAUCUAAGAGAUAGAAAGUUUUUCCCAGCCGGUAAGGAUACUGAAGAGUCAAAUGCUUUAGAGUUAUUUGCCGACGAUAUCUCUAAUUUCCAUGACAAAGGAAUGCUAACUUUCGAGGCUGACUCAUUCUGGACUACGGAUUUAGAUUACUGGAACAUUGAUCCAUCUGAGACCAAGUAUCAUGGUAACAAAAUUCAUGAGGAACUAAAACAAUCUGACUUAGUAAUCUUUAAAGGUGAUCUAAAUUACAGAAAGUUAACCGGUGAUAGAAAAUGGCCAAGAACUACAGCUUGGGAAACCGCUAUUGGUCCAUUGUCCACCAAUGGUAUAUCUGUAUUAAGUUUGAGAACUUGUAAAGCCGAUGUCCAAGUAGCUUUGAAGUCCGGGGUGGAUGAGGAAUUAUCCAAACUAUGGGAGAAGGACCACCCAGGCCAAGGUUCAUGGUGGUGUUGCAGUGGUAAAUGGGCUGUCAUCUGUUUUUCUGCCUCCAAAUAA